Penicillium griseofulvum is the source of this 1290-nucleotide messenger RNA. RefSeq names its product Myristoyl-CoA:protein N-myristoyltransferase. The transcript has 4 exons. NCBI's taxonomy places the organism in Eukaryota, Fungi, Ascomycota, Eurotiomycetes, Eurotiales, Aspergillaceae. Gene Ontology annotation, biological process: N-terminal peptidyl-glycine N-myristoylation. Gene Ontology annotation, cellular component: cytoplasm. Gene Ontology annotation, molecular function: glycylpeptide N-tetradecanoyltransferase activity. The record is from RefSeq and is a predicted model, not a curated record. Bases 1 to 1290 code for a protein of 429 amino acids.
AUGAAUGGAAUAGGCACUGAAGAGCCAGUGGCUGGGCCCCCAGUGGUGGACGAGAGUCGCAGAGUUGCUGGUUUCAACGGGUUCUGGGGUACGCAGCCAGUCAUACAUAUUCAAGGCAGCCAAGAGGCUCCAGAUGGUCCUAUAAGGCUCUAUGAUCUUGAGCAAAUACCCAAGGAAGCUUCCCCUCUCCUCGAAGGCUUUGAAUGGGCUACCUUAGACAUGGCAGAUGAAAGGGGGGUUGAGGAAUUGUGGCAGCUCCUUUCUGAGCACUAUAUGGAAGACGGGAACAGUACAUUCCGUUUUGGUUACUCGCAAGAAUUUCUUCGCUGGGCUCUGAUGACACCUGGUUGGAGGAGUGGAUGGCAUAUUGGUGUGAGGGCUACUCAAUCGCGCAAGCUGGUAGCUUCGAUCUGCGGUGUCCCUAAUAAAAUCAAUGUCCGGGGUCAGAGUCUUCUGGUUGCCGCGAUCAACUUCCUUUGUAUCCACAAGAAGCUGCGGUCAAAGAGGCUGGCACCGCUGCUUAUUAAGGAAGUUACCCGUCGUUGCUGUCUAGAUGGUGUAUACCAAGCCAUAUAUACAGCAAAAGACGUCCUCUCUACUCCCAUUGGCACUUGCCAAUCCUACCAUCGACCACUUAACUGGGUGAAGCUUUAUGAGGCUGGCUUCAUAUCACACUCUUAUAUUCCCAGCAAGACACGAGAAGCUGCAAAGUACAGGCUUUCUGACAAAACUUCUACUCCUCGGUUGCGUGCUAUGCAGACGGGAGAUAUCGAUGCUGUCUGGUGCCUGCUCGGAAAAUACCUUCGCCGCUUCCAUUUGUAUCCAGUUUUCAGUCGGGAAGAUAUCGGUCAUUGGCUACACGCUACAGGCAGCAACACAGAUCAGAUCAUCUGGCCAUAUGUUGUGGAGACGCCUGGAACCAAAAAGAUCACGGAAUUUGUCUCGUUUUACGGUGUUGAUGCCAAGGUACUUCUAAGCUUCAAGCAUAGCAAUGUACGGAUGGCCUCUCUUUACUAUUAUGCAUCUGAAACUGCGUUCACUGGAGAGGAGAAUGGACUUCAAGAACGCCUUCAAAUGUUGAUUAACGACGCACUUAUUCUGGCUAAGAAUGCUGGGUUUGACGUGUUCAAUGCGCUCGCCCUCUAUGACAAUUCUCAUUUUCUUGAACGACUUAGGUUCCGUCCCGGUAAUGGUCAGCUCCAUUACUACAUGUACAACUACCGCACCUCUCCAAUUCCUGGGGUUGCACAUCACAAAGAUACCGGGGGCAUCGGACUCUUGAUGCUAUAG